Molecule: messenger RNA, 3751 nt
Organism: Carassius gibelio (silver crucian carp)
Lineage: Eukaryota; Metazoa; Chordata; Actinopteri; Cypriniformes; Cyprinidae
Gene: rad9b
Product: RAD9 checkpoint clamp component B
Exons: 11
Coding region: 1-1188 (395 amino acids)
Biological process (GO): DNA replication checkpoint signaling; DNA repair; mitotic intra-S DNA damage checkpoint signaling
Cellular component (GO): checkpoint clamp complex
Source: RefSeq, a predicted model, not a curated record
AUGAAGUGUGUAAUUGAAGGCAAUGGCAUUAAAGUUUUUGGAAAAGCAGUUCAUGCUCUGUCAAGAAUUGGUGAUGAGAUAUGGUUGGAUCCACUGGAGAAAGGGUUGGCUGUAAGGACAGUGAACUCAUCUCAAUCGGCUUAUGCCUGUUUCUGCUUCACUCCUCUGUUCUUCCAGCAAUAUAUUCCAGAACCAGACAUUCAGAAAGACUGUGAAGCAGUAAAAUGCAAGUUAAACAUUAAGUGUGUACUUCCACUGUUCCGCUGUGCAUCAUGGAGAGAGCGCAGUGUGGACAAAUGUGAGAUAUCCAUCAACAUCCCAAAUAGCAGGGUGAUAUUUCAGUUUCACUGCAGACACGGAAUAACAAAGACCUAUAAUUUGGGGUAUCAGGAAUGUGAAGCUUUGCAGGCCGUGUUCCCAGCUCACCUCUGUCCAAAUGUCCUAAUGGCCCAGUCCAAACUUUUAGGUGACAUUGUGGUGCAUUUUCCGGUUUCCCAAGAAGAGGUCACUCUUUCCAUUUCCUCUUUUAAAGUAACCUUGAAGACCUUUUGUGAGGAUGAAAAUAACUGUAUCAGAGGCAUGAACACCGAGCUGAUGCUGCACGCAGAUGAGUUUGACUAUUUUCAGGUUGGAGAAGAUUCAGCUGUGACCUUCUGCCUCAAAGAACUGAGGGGGCUGCUGUCCUUUGCUGAGUCUUAUGGUCUAUCAGUAUCUAGUCAGUUUGGUGUGGCUGGACAGCCUGUAUCCUUCUCUGUAAAAGACAUGACGCUGGAGGCCCAUGUUGUGUUGUCCACCUUAACGGAUCCAAACCACAAGAGCCCAUCUCAGCCUGUACCUGGGGAUGAUUGUCCUGUCGACGACCCCAAGAUCUCCACAGCAGAAGUCUCCACAUGUGAAGGCCCUAUGGAGACAGAGGUGUGCGUCGAUGAUGGUGAACAGGUGGCUUCCAGUCAGGGCAGUGAAGUUUUUAAUCCAACCCCUCAUAUGAGGAAGAUGUUUCAGCUUCAGACACCUGGAGAGAUGCUGCCAAGACCCAGACUGGCACCUGAAUCGACUUUGACUACACCAGUAACACCAGCCACUUUCAAGAUCCGCUCGCUGCUCUUUGGGGCUGUAUACACUGAUGUAGUAGACAGUAAAAGUGUGGAUUUACCCAGCCUGGCCUGUGCCAGUGACACAGAAGAGUGACUCGAGUAACAACGUAAUCUAACCUCACACAGGUAACACCUACUGCAAGAAUGCAUGGACUUUACAACACGAUGUAGCCUACAGUAGCUCAGUAGAUUAUAAAGACAACCCACAGUGUGUUAACACAGUUCUUCCGUUUAAGGUUAAUAUGAUUUAAAAUUUGAUGUUUUUCUUAAAUAUUGCUGUCGAGGCCAUCACUAGGUCUUGUUAGGGCACAUCUUGUAUUACUUUGCUAAUGUAAGAAAGGUGUAAACCAGUUGUUUGCUACUGUUUCUGUUCUACCACAAACAUCUUUGUAAUGUAAUUUUUUUUUAAUGAGUUAAAAAUGUUCUUGAAGAGGUAAAAGGAAAACUAUAAGACUGUAGUAAAGUAGGGCAGGUGGGGCACAAUCGCUUUCUGUUGCAUAGCUGAGGAGUGUCUACCUAAACACACAGUUCAGAUGAGUUCGGUUACUGUGGAGAAGAUAAAUCAAAACAGACACAUUCUUGAGGAUUGAAGGACUCCAUGUUCUGUGUGUCCACCGAUGACUCAGAGGAAGCUUUGACUCACUGCUGCUCGAGAAACGAACGUUAUAUAAGUCUGCAGCAAUAACUGCUAUUGUACGCAUACCUCACCACAUCCUCCAGAGAAAGCCUUGUGCUAUACAUGACCAUUGAACUAAAAUAUAUGUCAGUUAGAAGCUCGACAAAUCAGAUCAUGUCAGAGUUCAGCUGGACAGCCAUGCAAAACAGAAUAACUUCAUUUAGCACCACUUUUAGAGGCAUUUUGUCAUUUCAGCUCUUAAUGUGAUGGUUAAAUCGAUCGCUGUUGCAUUAGUCCAUGCUCAUAAUGUUGGGGUCACAACCAUUGCUGCUGGUUUUGUUGACUGCUGACAUACAAAUUUCAUCUCCAGCCACUGGCGAUUGUAAUGUGAUCAGUAUUUUAGGCUCUCAUGCCCUUUUGUAACAAUUUACACCUCAUUUGAGCAUUAAAUGUAAGUUAGUUACACUAUAAAAUGUUUACCGGCAUGAUGCAUGUAAAAUUGCAAAAAAGAAAAGAAAAAAAAAGAAUGGAAGCAUUAAAGCGUGUCAUUUUGUCACUUUCUUUUCUCUUUUCUCUUGUAUUCAUCCCCAUGAUAUCCAAGAUGUAAAUGAGUUUGUUUCUUCAUCAGAUUUGGAGAAAUGUAGCAUUGCAUCAUUUGCUCACCAAUGGAUCCUCUGCAGUGAAUGGGUGCCGUCAGAAUGAGUCCAAACAAGUGCAAGUAAUCCACAGCACCCCAGUCCAUCAGUUAAUAUGUUGAGAAGUGAAAAGCUGCAAGUUUACAAGAAAAAAAACCAUCACGAAGUUUUUUACUUUACUCCUGUCACUUCAGGCCAAAAUAUGAUUCCAUAAGGCUUCCUCCAGUGGAAAAGUCCAUCAAUCGUUUUCCUCUCACAUCAAAAUCCACCCAAAUAUUUGUUUAGAGGUGUUUUGGCUUGUAAACUGUGUUUGAACUGCGCAUAUUUCUCUGGUUCAGACAAGAUGACUUUUCAAAGGAGGAAGCAACACUAUGGAUAGAGUACUGGUAUUUUUAGCUGAAAGCAAUCUGUAUUAUUUAUUUGUGGAAUAUUGUGAUUCUGACAGCACCCGUUCACUGCAGAGGAUCUAUUGGUGAGCAAGUGAUAAUGCUAUAUUUCUCCCAAUCUGAAGAAACAAACUCAUCUUGGAUGGCAUUAGGAUGAGUCUGUCUGAAGCAUAUACAAUUUUGGAAACACUAGAACUAGAUCCCCUUUUCUGCAGGUGGCCUUGAAGAUUCAUCUGAUAGUGUAAUCCAGUUAAUUCAUCAGGGUGCAAAUGUGUGAUUAUAAUAUCUAUGUGGCUGAAGUAAGCAUUGGUGUCUGUGUGGGUGGUACACAUCGCUCUCCUGCAUUGUGAGAUGCUAUACUUCAUCUAAAAAUAGGUGUUUAAUUAUUAUACAUGCCUCUUGUGAAAGUCAGUUUAAUUGAGAAAUUACAUGCAGCAUUUGUUCUUUUAAAAAUACAUUUGUCACACAGCAGGACCAUUAAGUAAACUUCAAAAUAGAUUUUUUUUCAAGUAAAAAAAAAAGCACCCAGCUCUGAUAAAAUUACAAUUACAGUUUUACAAUUAAAAAUGUAUUUGUAAAGUGUUAUGCGUGUGUGUGUGUGUGUAUAUAUAUAUAUAUAUAUAUAUAUAUAUAUAUAUAUAUAUAUAUAUAUAUAUAUAUAUAUAUGAGAUUAUUAAGAAUGUAUUUUUUAAGAUUAUUAAAUGUGAAAUUUCUUCAAAUAAAUAUUAAUAACAACUAUUGACAGCAUCUCUGACAUUAUCACGGAACAUAAUUUACACUCGUCAAUUUAAUAUUUACUUUAAAACAGCGAAACCGUAAUUUACUGUGAAAAACUGUGACCUACAGAAGUUAUAAAAAUAUAACUUUAUUAGAUCAUGUGAUCCAUGACAUACCCACUGAAAGCAUUCACAGAUGCUAGCAUUAGCUUUGUGCGUAAACACCUUGAUGGAUAUUUUAAAAUUACAUUUUACAAAAAAAAAGCAAGAAAAAUAUUUUAACAGAAUCCACACAAUUAUCAAA